Spirodela intermedia is the source of this 1214-nucleotide messenger RNA. Lineage: Eukaryota; Viridiplantae; Streptophyta; Magnoliopsida; Alismatales; Araceae. The record is from the annotation of a GenBank genome assembly.
AUGAGGGUGGAAGGGAGGUUUUCAGAGCUGAAGGGACUGACAUCGGCGGACUGGGCGAGGGGAGAGAAGAGGAACAGGAGGCAGCAGAAGCGCUCGCCGCCGAUGCCCCGGGGGCUGAUCCAGAAGCUAUUCGACUCGUGCCGGGAGGUCUUCUCCGAUGCCGCCACAGGCGUCGUCCCGUCCCCCGACGGUGUGGCCCGCGUGAAGUCUGUUCUCGGUACGUCCGUUGCUCUCCCUCUCUCUCCUCUGGAUCAUCCGGGAUUCUGAUUGAUUGUUUGAUCUCACAAGUGAGUAAUUCCCCGAGAAAUUUGGCUUUAGAAGAUCUUGUAUUCUCUGUAUGUUCAUGGGAUCGGUCUUACGCAGAUCUUAUGAGGCCGGAGGACGUCGGCUUAACUCAGAAGAUGCCGUAUUUUAGGAACAUCGGGAACCCAGGGAGGCCGCCGGUGACCUACCUACAUAUCUACGAGUCCGAUAGAUUCUCAGUAAACGCAUCGACUCCCUUCUUGGAGCAUUAUUCUUCCUGAUUUCUCGCGAUCUCUGUGUGUUAACCUUCCGUCGAAUUUGAUGGUUUUGAUUUUGUUCCACAGAUGGGCAUCUUCUGCCUGCCUCCGUCAGCCGUCAUCCCGCUUCACAACCAUCCCGGCAUGACCGUCUUCAGCAAGCUCCUCUCCGGAUCGAUGCACAUUAAAUCUUACGACUGGGUCGAUCAUGGCAGCACUCCCCGUGGUAUUGACCCCCUUAUCUCUCUCUCUCUCUCUCUCUCUCUCUCUCUCUCUCUCUCUCUGACCUAUGUUGAAACAGUCGGAGCUCCACCGGGUGUGCGGCUGGCAAAGGUGCAGACGGACGCGACGUUCACGGCUCCAUGCGAGACGUCCAUUCUCUUUCCGACGACCGGAGGGAACCUCCACUGCUUCACGGCGGUGACGGCCUGCGCCGUACUAGAUGUCCUCGGCCCCCCAUACGACGACGACGAAGGCAGGCACUGUACAUACUACAACGCCUUCCCCUUCUCGGAUUUCUCUGGUACCAAUUACUCCUCUUCCUCUCCUUCGUCUUCUACUUCCUCCUCCUCAGAUUUACGGGUUAGUGCAGAUGACUCUGUGGCAGGUCAGCCGGAAGAGGAGGGCCUUGCGUGGCUGGAAGAGACGGAGAAACCGGAAGAGUUCUCCGUCGUCGGAGCCAAGUACAUGGGCCCGAGAAUGGUACAGCGGUGA